Molecule: messenger RNA, 1255 nt
Organism: Penaeus indicus
Lineage: Eukaryota; Metazoa; Arthropoda; Malacostraca; Decapoda; Penaeidae
Exons: 4
Coding region: 38-1000 (320 amino acids)
Cellular component (GO): extracellular matrix
Source: RefSeq, a predicted model, not a curated record
CUUCCCUUCCUUCCUCGCACGCAGCUUCUUCUGAACCAUGGUCUUCAGACAGCUUCUUGUCCUUGGCGCCGUUGUUGCAGCCACAACCGCGUCCUCGCAAAUCUUCGAGCACCAUCCGCCUAUGCCACACGAAUUCGCAUACGGCGUGGAAGCUCCGGAGACAGGCGAUGUGAAGGAACACAAGCAGACUGUGUCUCGCACGGGGAGGACUGACGGCGAAUACCGAUGGCUUCAACCAAACGGCCUCUACCAAGUCGUCAGGUAUUACGUGGACGGCGACUCCGGAUUUCAGGCUCACGUAAGCGAGGAGCCAGGACCUGGUGUCGGAAACUACUACAGCAAUUCUCUGAGUGGGGAGAGUUCUGUGGGCUUCGUUCCCCCGUUGUCCCACGGCGUUGUUGGUCAUCACAAUCCCCUUCAUCCUGGCAUCAGCAACGUGAUCACGCCUCCAAGCCACGUCUCAUUUACCGGCCCAUUACCUAGUCCCUUCGGUCAGACCUCCUUGAUCCCCCUGUCGCCCACACAUGUCUCUGUCUCCUCUGAUCUGGGACUAAACCAACCCUUCUCUUCCUUCUCUGGGCCUGGAAAUUCCUUCUCCUCCUUCUCGAGGCCUGGGAAUUCCUUCUCCUCCUUCUCGAGGCCUGGGAAUUCCUUCUCCUCCUUCCCGAGGCCUGGAAAUUCCUUCUCAACUCUCUCACUGCCUGGCCAAACCUUCUCCUCCUUCUCGAGGCCUGGCCAGUCCCUCUCCUUCUCGGGGCCUGGUCAGUCCCUCUCCUUCUCGGGGCCUGGAAAUUCCUUUUCUUCUUUCUCGAGACCCAGCCAUUCCUUCUCCUCCGUCCCAAGGCCCAGCCGCGUCUCCCUCUCUCCCACGACGCUGAAUCGAGGCUCUUUCUCCACCACCGUGGCGCCUCACCACACUUCCUUCACCACCUCCCCGGGAUUCAACACUCACCACCAGAAUUUCGGAGGAGUGACCGACGGAAGUAUCAUCCACGUGUAAAAGGACAUCGAAGACUCCUCCUCCUUCAGGAUUUUCGCCUUGAAGUUCACCCGACGAGAACAGGAUCGUGGAUAAAGACCUGGCUCUCCUCAGCUUGAUACGACCUGCCUGUUGUAUCUUCUUGGGGGAAUUCUGCACGUUCUCUAUCUCGCUACAAAUGCUAAAACCCUCGAACUCACUUAUUUCUACAAGACUGUAACUACCCUUUCAUUGUCAACGAUUCGAAAUGGCACGAGAAUAAAGUAUGCAAACUAA